AUGUUGGUAGGAAGUUGAAAUGUCAAAGGUCACUUAGAGAGUACACUGUUCACCAUAGACUGCUUCAUGUUAUAUCACCCGAAGGGAUUAACCUGAUCUUGCAGCCAUCCCAUCAUGCUCUAGGAUUGCCCACACUCUGGUGGCUGCCUUUCUCGGGGAAAAGAUCGCUUGCUUAACUGGAGUGCCUUCACUGGAGUCUGACCUUUGACAUUUGCCCUCAAGAUGCCGACCACCAUAACAAGCAGACCCACAGAGGCUUUCUUGGGUGGCUCUAAGCGCUUCAAGUGUCAGGUGAUUGGAAAUCCUCGUCCAACCAUCCGCUGGUUUAAAGAUGGCAUUGACAUCACAAACAACCCUCGCUAUAAUUUCGAUUUUACUAUGGAAGGCCGCAUUUCAAUGGUGAUUCCAAAUGUGACGUACAAAGACGAAGGAUGUUACCGUUGUCGAGCUGAGAAUUCUGAAGGGAUCGCAUCGACGGCUUCUUUCUUGAUGGUCAGAGGUAGCGUGCAUGAACAGCGAGAUGAAAUCCCCACAACAGACGUCGCAGAGAUGGAAAUUGAAGAAGUGUACAUCAAAAAACAGGAAGAACGAGAAGAGUAUGCAGAAUCUUUCAGGAAACGAACGGAGAAGAAAGACAGAUGGAAACGGUCUGAAGUGGAAUACACAGAAGAAAUGUCAUCCUCCAGUUUCCAGGGUACUGUCCAGUUUGAAUCUAGUCAAAGUGAAUCCAUGACACUGGACCACAGGUCAUGGCAGAUGGAAAGUGAAAGUGAAAGUGAAACUGUUGCCAAAACUGAAAGUGAUAGUGGGUUUGUGUUUGAAGGACAGUCAAUGGUUAUUGAAAGCCAAGUUUUCGGAAAGAGUCAGGAACUGCUUGCAGAACUUGACAGUGAUCCUUCACUAAAAACAAAGCCGAUUUUCGUGGACAAUCGAAAAAGACCAAGCGAUGAAAUGGAAGCAGAGGAUGUGAUUGAAUUGGUUGUUCAAGAGGACACUCAAGGACAGUCGGAUGAAUUUGGGGAAUCCAUGGAGUCUGAGAUAACAUCACAAGAAAAAGAGGUUGCAUUGUUUAUAGAUGAAAGCAGCUUUGAAAAGACUGAAAAAAGUGACAAUGAAUCUCUUGUUGUUUCUUCUGGGGAAACUCUGGAAACUGUUUCAAAAUCCAGUUUCACAGAGCAGUCAAGGGAGAUAACUAUGGACUCAAACAUUAGUGAGGUCAAACAUGGGGAAGAAAAAUUCGGAGUGGAAGAGUCUGCUUCAGCUGAAAUGUCAAUUAAGAAGUCAUCAGAAAAAGAAUCGAAAGAAAUGUUAAAACAAACUGGGAAAAAGGAAGAAAACUCAGCGGAGAAGAAAUUAGUGGAAGAGUCUCUGAUGUCAAAGAUGAAGACAUUUAGGGAGCAAAGAGAUGAAGAAACCGAAGAGCUUUUUAUAAAGGAGGAAAGUGAAACCUUUGUUUCUAAAAAAGAGUCAGAGGUGGAAGAAAAGAAGGAAAAGAAAUUGACAGAGGCUGAAAAAAGAGAGCUUAAAAGGAAAGAAGAGGUUGAAUUGAGGAAGAAGAAGAGGGAAGAGGAAGAAGCAGCCAUGGUGGAGCGGAUGAAGAAAUUCAGACAGCAGCGCGAGGAAGAAGAGCAAGUGGACAUCUUCUCUGGUGUUGUUGAAGAAGUUGGCGAGAGUACCACUGUGGUCAGUGAAGAAACGUCCUCUGGGGGAGUUAUAGAGACAUCAGAGGGGAAGCAAGUUCAGAUUGAAGAAUUCUACAGCAAAGAGACAACUGUAGAAGGUGACAUUGAAUUGUCUAGAGAAAAACAUAAAGUUUUUGAAUUUGAGUCUAGUGUUUCAACACAGAACUUCGAAGAAGUGACGAUGGAGGAGGAAAGCAAUGAGAUGAUCAUUGAAGCUUCUGUUGAUAUGGAUGGAUUGGGCAUGAGAAGAGGUGAAGAAGGGCUGAAGAUUCAAGCUGAUGUAGCUAUUGAAGAAAUAGCAGUACAGGAGGAAGAAGAAAGGCUUAACGAAAAGAACAGAAAGUUGUCAGAGUUACAUGUUGAUACAAGUGACAUUAAAGCAGAAGUCGUGGAAAGUAGCAGGGACCAAACCAAAAUUUCUGGAGAGGUUAGCACUGAGGAAAUUUCCUAUAAGUCAGAAGAGGCGGGCUCAUUUUCGAUAGAAACUGAGGUAGUUAUUUCUGAGGAAGUGGCAUCAACUGCAGAUUCCAGAAAAUCGUGGCAAAAGGAAAGUAAAUCAGAAGACGUAACAACAAAAAAAGAGGAAGAGGGAAAAAAAACCAAACCUGAAACAGAGCUUGACAUUUCUGUAAGCACUGAAGUAACAGAAAAAAGUAUUCCUGAGAAAGACGGUUUCAAGAUUUCAACUGAAGUUGAAACUGAAGAGAAGCAUUACAAGGAAUCCAGCAGAGAAGAGACAACUGUUAUUGUGGAAGAAAGAAAGGAAUCUGUGCAUGUGGAUGGUGUGGCAUUUGGUGAAAAGGCUGAACUAGAAGCCAAACGUGAAGAUCUCAAAGAAGCAGAUGAACUAGAAGGGAGGAAAGCAGAAGAGAAAACCACAAAUUUGGAAAUGUCUGAGAAGGCAAAAGUAGACGAAAGUCUCAGAAGUAAGGAUCUCGAGAGGGGUGAAGUACUAGAGCAAAGCGAGGCCAAAGUGAGAGAGGGUGUUCUAAAAACAGAUGAAGGGACUACGUCCAAAAUUGCAGAGGUAGAGGGAGUGCAGAAGACUGCAGAGAAAGAUGUAGGUGGUGUUGCAGAAGCCGUUAAAGUGAGACCCAAGUUAACUGCUGAAGCCUCUGUAGGAGAAGAUGAGACCCUGUUAGAGGCAGUUGUUGAUGUGAAAGAAACUCAGACAGACAGAGGUGAUGUCUCGAAUGGUCUGAAGGAGAAGGAAUCUGUCAUUAUGUCCAAAGGCGUUGAAUCGCAAGCAGUUUUAGCAGAUGAAGUGAAAGGAGCAGAAACUGUUAGUGUUGAUGAGCUGAGCAAAGAAAGUUUGUCUUCUACACAGCAAGCAGACGAGUCUCUCACAGUUUCUAAGAGCGAAAGAGAAGAACUACUUUCCGAAGUUCUUUCAACGUCCAUCCAGAGUGAAGAUGUUUCAGUCAUGAAGACAGAAACAAAACCAGAAGAAACUUUUGCAACCCAGAAAGAUAUCCCAGGGAUUGCAGAGGGCAUUAAGGUUGAGCAAGAUGAAUAUAGAGCUGGUUUGCAAGAACAAAAAAUGUCAACAGAGGAAGUAGUUGAAAAUGGUGAUGCUGCUUCUGCUGAGAAAACUGAACAACUUGAAGCGGCUUCUGAUCUUGGGAAAGCCACCAAGGAUAAACCUGAGUAUAGGGUUGAUGCUGCCGAUAUGGCUUCAGAAGAUGUUUCGACUUUAGCGGAAGAGGCCAAGGUAGAAUGUGACAUUUUGAAAUCUGAGGAGGCUGAAAAAGUUUCAGCUUUGCAGACCCAGAAAAGUGAAGCUCUUGCAUCUGCAGCAGAAGCCGAAAAAGAACUCCAUGUAACUGAGGAUCUGGGUGUGUCAUUGAAAACAGAAUCUGCUGACGUGGAUGGAAUUGCCGAGGGUGAAAAACACAGAGCUACUGCAGACAGUGGUGCAGAGUCAAAGGUAGCAGAGUCUGUAGUUGAAGCAGAGCUGAAAGAGGCAAGGGAAUUUGGCCAAGAUCAAGAAACUUUAGUUGAGAGUGAAACCGCUGCAAAGGACAAAGCAGCGAAAGAUGCCGUUACGAGCCAAGUUGAUGAGCAGGUACAGGAUGUAGAAGAGCUAAAGAAGCUUGGACCGUCUGAAACUGCAGAAAAAGCCAUGGAGGUGACAGGGGAGGUAACUGUGGAGACAACCAUUGGAGACCAGCCAGAAUCCAAGGUGGAUGUCCAAAGCUCUGUGGAUUCUGUACAGUUCUCCAGUGAACUGGAGCAGAAGGCUUCUGUUGAUAUAUCUGUAGUUAGUGAAACGUCUGUCAAGGAGAGUACAGCUGAGAUUUCCGUCACCACGGAAACGUCUACAACUGACGAGCCACUCAAAAUGACCGCGGAAGUUGAUGUUUCUUCAACCAAAGCCCCUGAAGAAGAGGUUGGAAAACUGGACGUCCUAGCCGAAAUUGAAACGGAGAGCAAAUCGGCUGAAGAGGACACUAAGACGCUUACAGUUGAUGUUGAUGUGGAAGAAACUCCUGCAAAGCUUGAAUUAAGCGCUUCUGUGGAUAUUGAGACUUCCCAGAAGCCAGAUGAAGUCACUGUUUCAGCUGAGGUGGACAUCAGUGAGCCACAGGAAGAGGUUAAGGUCACUUCUGAAGUCAGCAUGGAGGAAACAGCUAAGGAUAUUGAAGAGGAGCCAAGUCAACCAACAACAACCCCGCCCGAAGUUGUAAAUGGACCUGCAGAGAUUUCCGUUGAAGUAGGCCAGACUAUCAACAUUGAAGUUACACUUACUGGUUUCCCAGCACCUACGGUUUCCUGGAAGAAGGGAUUCAAGAAUAUUGAGGAAGGGAAGAACGUGAAAAUGAUCGCAAAUGGAGAUGUGUACACACUGCAGAUCCUCAACACAGUUGUAGCAGACGCUGGAAAAUACCGACUGACGGCCUCCAAUUCUGAAGGUCGUACGACAUUUGAUGUCAAGGUCGAUGUUGUUCUUCCAAAACAGAAAGACAAGAAAGAAGAAAUAGAAGCUACAUCUCAGAGACCAGAGAAGACUGCUCCGGAGGUGACAGGGCCGGCGGAGAUAUCUGUAGAGAUGGGGCAGACAUUGUCUGUAGAGGUCACUGUCAAAGGCAACCCUGCUCCCAGAGUGUCAUGGUACAAAGAUGACCAGCAAGUUGUACCAAACUAUCGCAAGAAGACAACAGUGAACGGGGAAGUGUACAUCUUACAGAUUCUUAACACAGUAGAGGCUGAUGCUGGCUGUUACCGAGUAACGGCUGUCAAUCAAAAAGGAGAGACAUCGUGUGACAUCAAGGUUACCGUGACGCUGCCGGCCCCUCCCCCAGAUACCAGCACUGGUGGUGAAGAUGUUGAGGCAAGCGUCACUCUGAAGGACAAAGAACCAGAUGAAGUCACUAUAUCUGCUGAGGUCGAAGUCACAGAAAAGCUUAAAGAUGCAGAAAAAACACCCAUGGAGGUCACUUCCGAGGUCAGCGUGGAGGAAACCCCUGCUCCAAAGGAGAUAACUGCUGAUGUCAAGGUCGAAGAACCUCCCAAGGUCACAGAAGCUCCAGAGGAUGUGUCAGUUGAAGCUGAAGUAAAAACUACAGCUGAAGUUCCUAAACAUGAAAUGGCAGAAAAAGUGGAAGAUGUGUCUGCUAGUGUCUUGAUAAAAGAUGAACCAGGCGCAAAACAGCAGGAGGUGUCUGCUGAGGUGGAUGUUGGAGAGGACACCAGUGAGCCUGCACCAAGUUCACCAGAAGUCAUAAAUGGACCAGCGGAGAUUUCCGUUGAAGUGGGUCAGACAGUUAACAUUGAAGUAACACUUACAGGAUUCCCUGCUCCCAAAGUUUCCUGGAAGAAAGGAUUUAAGAACAUUGAGGAAGGGAAAAAUGUGAAAAUGAUUGCAAAUGGAGAUGUCUACACACUGCAGAUCCUUAACACAGUUGUAGCAGACACUGGAAAAUACCGACUGACGGCCUCCAAUUCUGAAGGUCGUACGACAUUUGAUGUCAAGGUCGAUGUUGUUCUUCCAAAACAGAAAGACAAGAAAGAAGAAAUAGAAGCUACACCUCAGAGACCAGAGAAGACUGCCCCAGAGGUCACAGGGCCAGCGGAGAUCUCAGUAGAGAUGGGGCAGACAUUGGCUGUAGAGGUUACAGUCAGAGGUAACCCUGCUCCCAGAGUGUCGUGGUACAAAGAUGACCAGCAAGUUGUACCAAACUAUCGCAAGAAGACAACAGUGAAUGGGGAAGUGUACAUCUUACAGGUUCUUAACACAGUAGAGGCUGAUGCUGGCUGUUACCGAGCAACGGCUGUCAAUCAAAAAGGAGAGACAUCGUGUGACAUCAAGGUUACCGUGACGUUGCCGGCCCCUCCCCCAGAUACCAGCACUGGUGGUGAGGAUACUGAGACAAGUGUGACAGUGAAGGACAUGGAACCUCCGGAGUUGUCUACCAAACCAGAGAGUCAGUCUGUAGUGGAAGGAGAACCUGUGUCGUUGUCAGCCACUGUCACAGCUACCACUGAGCAGAAGAUCAGUUCAGGGGAGACAAUCUCAAUGAAGGCAGAAACGGAAACUCCUGAUGACUUGUUCAUGAAGGCGUACAUCAUGAUCUCUGACCACAAGGACGCGGCCACAGACUUCAGCCUGAAGAAAGGCGAGACAGUUGAAGUUCUGGACACAGUCAACAAGGACAAGUGGCUGGUGCGGAAACAGGCCGAUAAGGAGAAGGUCAGGCUGAAGGUCAUCUGGUGAUCUCAAGCAUUUGGAUAGUCUAGUGCAAUGCACGUUUGUGAUGUGCCUAAUUACACCUGGCGAGCAUGAAAUCUA
Molecule: messenger RNA, 6471 nt
Organism: Liolophura sinensis
Lineage: Eukaryota; Metazoa; Mollusca; Polyplacophora; Chitonida; Chitonidae
Product: muscle M-line assembly protein unc-89-like
Exons: 13
Coding region: 223-6396 (2057 amino acids)
Biological process (GO): homophilic cell-cell adhesion
Cellular component (GO): plasma membrane
Source: RefSeq, a predicted model, not a curated record